Molecule: messenger RNA, 1329 nt
Organism: Solanum dulcamara
Lineage: Eukaryota; Viridiplantae; Streptophyta; Magnoliopsida; Solanales; Solanaceae
Product: fasciclin-like arabinogalactan protein 21
Exons: 1
Coding region: 112-1164 (350 amino acids)
Source: RefSeq, a predicted model, not a curated record
CACAAAGGUCUCUUUUCUGCUUGAAAGAACUUUUCUUCUUCGUCUUCGUGAAACACAGAAUCACAGAGCACAAAGAACAAAAGAAGAAGAAGAAGAGAAUCAAGUGCAAGUAUGGCUAGUUCUGGUUGCCAUGCUCUGUUCUUCGUACUCCUCUCCAUAAUUCUUGCUUACACAGCAAUCACCUCCAGCAUGCAUUCAAAAUCAACCAACAAUUACUCAAAUUCAUCUCAACAAUUCAACAGACACGCCCUCGCAAUGAACGCUUCUAAAGCACUUCGAAAUCAAGGAUUCAAUAUCUUAGCUACUCUCCUUCAAAUCUCUCCUGAAAUUUUCCUCUCAACCCCUCAAUCCACCAUUUUCGCCAUUCAAGAUUCUGCCAUGUCCAAGCUCUCUGUCCCUUCUUGGGCAAUGAAGCAGCUCCUUCAGUACCACACUUCUCCUUCUAAAAUCCCAUUUCAAGAAUUGUUGAAUAAGUCACAAGGUUGUUGCUUGAAGACCCUUUUGUCUGAGAAAAAAAUUGCCAUCACCAGAUUUGAUGAAAAACAGAGCACCAUCGAGAUCAACAAUGUCUCUGUUUCUCAUCCUGAUGUGUUUCUUGAAGGAAAUCUCUCAAUUCAUGGAGUUACUAGGGCCUUCUCUGUGUUAGAUUUUCAUGGAAUGGACGAACACAUAGACGUUAUUCGAUCACCAAUUUGUGAAGAAACAUUAAACGGAAGUUCUACUGAUACCAAGAACUUGGUCAAUUGGCCAAGAAUCCUCAAAUUGCUGAGCUCCAAUGGAUAUGCUUCGUUUGCAAUUGAAUUGCAUUCUGUUCUUGAUGGGGUUCUUCAAGAUUCUGCAAAUUUGAGCUUUGUAACAAUCUUUGCUCCUCCAAAUUUGGGAUUCUUAUCAUCUCCUUCACCUUUGCUUGAAAGAAUCGUAAGGCUUCAUUUAAUGCCACAGAGGUACACUUUCAUGGAAUUGGCUUUCUUGCCUGACAUAUCAUCCCUCAAGACACUGGCUCCAGGUCUAAAUGUUACCAUUUCUAAGAGCAAUUUUUCGCGCAUUUUGAUCAUUGAUGAUGUGGAGAUCACAGCACCGGAUAUUUUUGUAUCCAAGACGUUCGUCAUCCAUGGAAUAUCUCGGCCUUUUGAGUUGGAGGAGCUAUCCAUUUCAUUCAGAUAAUAAAGUUUUCUUAUUUUUUGCAAGUAAAGUAUUAGCAUUUCUGUUACAUGUAUCUUUUACUUCACCAUAGUUUGCUCUAUUCAUUUUAAACUAGAUCUUCUUAGUUUAGUUUUGUAGCUCCAAAAUUGUUAUUGGAUGGAAAUGUGCAAGCAGAGUUGAUACACA